AUGGCUGUUAAUGAAAUCAUCCAGAAAAUUUAUAAUUUAACAUCGACAUCUUUACAAACUGGUACCCCUAAUGAAAAGAAUGAAAUUCUAAAAAGCAUUGAAACCAAACUGAAAAAAUCGUCAGAAGCAUUAGGUUCUAAAGCUAGCAAAUAUGUGGCACUAAUUAUGAAAGGUUUACAAGUAAUGUCGUCCAACAAUACAACUUCUAGUCCAAAACCAAAUGGCGAAGUUAUUGCUAAUCUAAGAAACGACCAUAAAAGUGAACCGAUAGAACAAGCUACAAACAGUGACCUUGUGAAGAAAAUUGCUUCAAAAAUAUUUAAACUGGCAGAGAAACAUUUCAGACGUGCCAAAACAGAUGAAGAUAAACAAAAAAUCAUAGAAAAUAUCAGGCAAAAAGUUAUGGAAACCGCAAAACAAAAACAUAACUUAAUUCAUACUAAACAUGAUGAAAUUAAAACAUACACCGACCUUAUCACGCGUGGCAUGGAGCUAAUGAUGGAUAAAAUCAAUCAGAAGAAAAGGAGGAUGAUCAUGGAGUUUGUCAAUAGUAAAGUGCCUACUGAUCAAGACAAUGAAAAAAAUAUUGAGCGAGAAUAUAAUCAAUUGGAUGAUCCCUCCAAUAAUAUUGAUUAUGGACCCUUAGAAAAUGAAAAACUCGAUUUAAGCAAGAAUAAUGGUUUUAAACCCACUGCAGUGCCGUACUUGAUUAACCCGGCAUUAACGACUACGUUUUCAUGUGAACAUAUCUUCAGUCAAACUUGUAUAGAAAUUAAAUCACUAAAUGGAUUUACGUGUGCUGAUAAUGGCAUAACGCUUCCUCUAGAUAAAUUAUGUAAUGGAGUCUCUGACUGUUCUGAUGGAUCCGAUGAACGAAAUUGCGUUAAUGAAGCUAUCGACCGUGUACACCGUGCCAGCACAAUCAUGUCGCACAUUGAGAAUUAUCUUUCACGGAAGUGUGUAAUGGACGAGGAUAAUGCAUUACUAAUGAAACAAAACGGAGUUUUAUACGAAGUUCUACAAAGAGAAGUCGGUUUCAUAAAGAAAUAUAAAGACAUGAAUCACCAGGAUAACGUUUCUGGAGAUGUGUUUACUUUCAAAAAAACUUUAAAUGAAGUCGCUAUUGUUAUUAAAACAUUAGCUGUUGCUCUCGAUACGUCUAUAUGUGAACGGUAUUCAAAUAGAAGAAGAGUCGGAAUCAUGGGCAAUAUUUAUAGUCCUGAUACAGCAGGUUUAGAUGAAUCCUCUCAUAAACCUAAAAUUUAUCUGAAGAGCUGCAAAUGUCGCGGCUCUUUUUGUGCCAACGUAACCUGUCCUGAAGUGUGCAAACGCGUCUGCUGGCAUAAGCAUACAUUGGGUAAAUGGAGUUGCCAUGCAGUGGACGAGUCCACUGCCAUACCAUUAGAUAUGGUUUGCGACGGUAAACUUGACUGUUACGAUGAAUCUGAUGAAAGUGGUUGCAACCCCGGUAUCGGUCCAGCCAAAUUUGAAGCUAAUCAGUUAUUCCAAAAGGUUCUAAAAUUAGUGGAAGCGAAGACUAAUGCAAAAGAGUAUUUGGAUGUUAAAAACAAAUUGCUAUCAUUACGAAAUUCCAUAAAAAAAUUGCAGAUGGAGGCGGUUAAACCUAAACUCGAUUUGAUUAAUGUUAAAAAUGCAAGGGACAUUUGUUUUGCUUCGUUAUCUUCCAUUUACGAUCAUAUGGUGGAGAAAGCGUAUGGUAUUGAGGAUUUGGAAGACACACACUUGUUUUUCCUAACUGUGAAUGAAGACUUGAUGUCAGCUUUGAAACUAUUGCACACCGGCAAUGAGAAAAUUAUAACACCUAGUGGGUGUUACUGUAGAAACGGGACCUGUGCCCAGACUAAGUGCACAAAAGCCUGCAUUCGAUCGUGUUCGGUAGAGCAUAAGCUUACCAGAUACAAAUGUAAAGGGAAUGUUAACAAUAACAUAUCCGUAUCUAUUGAUAAACUUUGCAAUGGAAAGGCUGAGUGCCCUCUUGAAGAUGAUGAAGCUGAGUGCAGUUCUGAGGUAUGUAGAAAACACCAUUUAGUGCUGCUGCGACAUAGCAUUCGCGAUGUGGGGGAAGCUCACAAAGGGACCUCUUUAGGAGAAGCACUUCGCACUUGGAAAACUAAGGUACUUUCAACAUUGAAGAUAGCAGAAAACAAUUAUCGACCUACGAGAAUUAUCUUGCGGGACAUCAUUAAUGACGUUCUUCGUGAUCUGGCUCUAACCUACGCCACUGUUGAGGAGACUCGGAGGAACCAAGGAUACUUGUUCAAGGAGUUCUUCAAAGUAUCUCAACUCGUUAUGGGAGCAGUAAAAUCUUGUGGGCAAUAAUAUUAAUUUAUCAUAAUCAUUUCACUACCGGUAUCUGUAUUUCUACAGCUGAAACCUAUUUAGUAGGUUAAAACGAGGAAUCAAAUUCAAGAAAACUAAUAUCGCUUUUCAUCCGGAAUAGCAUAUCAGUAUUCAGUACAUCUAUGUGCAAAUUAUUUUCAUGUCCUUGCUUUCAAAUCUUUAGUCCUUGAUACUUAUGAGGCUACUCUACAUUGUCCAAGAAAUACUUAGUACCAGAAUCAUAAUCACACAUAAGGUAUUUUACAAACCUAUUUAAAUUGUACAUUA
This is a messenger RNA of Ostrinia furnacalis (Asian corn borer), 2628 nucleotides long. RefSeq lists its product as uncharacterized. Lineage: Eukaryota; Metazoa; Arthropoda; Insecta; Lepidoptera; Crambidae. Gene Ontology annotation, cellular component: plasma membrane. The record is from RefSeq and is a predicted model, not a curated record. Bases 1 to 2340 code for a protein of 779 amino acids. Gene Ontology annotation, molecular function: protein binding. The transcript is spliced from 5 exons.